ACUUGGCAGCAGCCCUGGUAGCAGCUGGAGACUUGGAACAGGCAGUACAAGCUUAUGUCACAGCAUUACAAUAUAACCCAGAUUUAUAUUGUGUGAGAAGUGACCUAGGAAAUCUGCUAAAGGCAUUAGGAAGACUGGAUGAAGCUAAGGUAGGAGAUCUUAUAAAUGUAGCAAACAAGUUGGGUAAAGAUAAACAUUUUCCCUUAAGUGUAUGAAAUAUAUUUUAGUUGUUAAUCUCAGCAUUAUGAGAAUAAGAAGGAUAAAAAGGCUUCUGUUCAGAUAUUUCAUGGUUUUGUACUUCCCUUAAAAGACAGCAUAGAUGCAGAAUCAUUAAAAGAUGGGUUGUGUUUCACUUUGAUAUGCAGUGUAAAAAGGACGACCUAAAACGGGGGGGUUAAUAUUGAAAAAAAAUAUUACCAUCAUAUAGUAUGAAUUUGCAUGUAGUCUGUCUUUCAAGGUCAUUUGUGUGAUAAAUGCAGUAUUUUCAGAAUGCACAGACAGGAUGACAAAUCAGCCUUCAGAAAUUAUCUUUUCACAAAAUGACUCUCUUUUUUUUUAAGUGCAUGAUGAUUAUUUUGGGAUACUGUUGUGAUAAAAAAAAGCUUCAAACUUAUGCCUUUUCAUUUGAACAGGAAGAACUUGUGAAAAGAAACUUUCAAGACUUUGUCAUCCUGUCUUUUUAGAGAAUUACAACAUUACAGAAAGAAAGAGACUAUAAAUUUCAAUACUUUUGUACAAUAUACCAUUUGUGUUGAAAGUUUCAAAACUUGACCCUUUAGUGAGUGGUCUAUUUACCUAUUUCAGGAAAUUAAACAUUCUUUUUAUUUGUAAUUUCUGAUUUUGAUGUGAAAAAGUUCUUCAUUUUUAUUCUGCAAAACUUUUAUUAUGCAAGAGUAUUGAUCUUUGAAAGAAAUAUUUAAUUGCUAUUUGAAUCUGAAAAAGCCUUCUUAUUCUUCCCUUUAACGGUCAUGUGUUGUUUUUCUGUGUGUUUCAAAUAGCUAACCCUUAUAUAUGAACUCCAUAAACUGUAAAUUGACACAGAUAAGUUUCAUCUGAAGUUUGAUUCAGCUUCAGUGCAUUGAUCUUUUUUGACAAGUACUGCCAUGGAAUGGGGAUUGGGAUAUUGAUAACCUAGCUAUUUGUUAUAUGCAGGUUUUAUGAAUAGUUGUAUAUUAUGUGUAUAUGAAUUACACGAAACAUACUAAAAAAGAAAUUACUAAUACUACUUUACCUUACUAAUUAAAAAUCUUUUUUAUCGUUUCUAUAAUAGAAAAGCUGGUAUCAAAAUCAUACCAUGAUGGAACACAAGUCAACAGGAAAAGCCACUUGGAAUUCAGGGUGACCUUUCAAUGGCUUGUUAUUUGAAGGCCAUAGAGACACAACCAAGCUUUGCUGUGGCUUGGAGUAAUUUAGGAUGUGUGUUUAAUGCUCAAGGUGAAAUAUGGUUAGCAAUUCAUCAUUUUGAGAAGGCAGUAGCAUUGGAUUCCAACUUCUUAGAUGCUUAUAUCAACCUGGGAAACGUGUUAAAAGAAGCAAGAAUAUUUGAUAGAGCCGUAGCUGCCUACUUGAGGGCAUUGAAUUUGAGUCCAAAUCAUGCAGUUGUACAUGGAAAUCUUGCUUGUGUUUAUUAUGAACAAGGAUUAAUAGAUCUUGCCAUAGAUACCUAUAAAAGAGCCAUAGAGUUACAGCCAAACUUCCCUGAUGCUUAUUGUAAUCUUGCCAAUGCACUGAAAGAAAAGGGAAAGGUUGUUGAUGCUGAAGAAUGUUAUAACACAGCACUGAAGUUAUGUCCCACACAUGCAGAUUCAUUAAACAACUUGGCAAACAUCAAACGAGAACAGGGUUUAACUGAGGAUGCAGUCAAGUUAUACAUGAAGGCUUUAGAGGUCUAUCCAGAGUUUGCUGUAGCCCAUUCUAAUUUAGCCAGCGUACUACAACAGCAAGGAAAAUUACAUGAAGCAUUAUUACAUUAUAAAGAAGCCAUCAGGAUUUCCCCGACAUUUGCUGAUGCCUAUUCUAACAUGGGUAACACAUUGAAGGAGAUGCAGGACAUACAAGGAGCACUACAAUGUUAUACCAGAGCUAUACAGAUUAACCCAGCAUUUGCUGAUGCUCAUAGCAAUUUGGCGUCCAUACAUAAAGAUUCAGGAAAUAUACCAGAAGCUAUAUCAUCCUACAGAACAGCUCUGAAAUUGAAGCCAGACUUUCCUGAUGCCUAUUGCAACUUAGCACAUUGUUUACAAAUUGUGUGUGAUUGGAGUGACUAUCCAGCUAGAAUGAAACGUCUUGUACAGAUUGUCCAGGAUCAGUUAGAGAAAAAUCGUUUGCCAUCAGUACAUCCACAUCAUAGCAUGUUAUACCCACUGUCUCAUUCAAUGAGGAAAGCUAUUGCUGCCAGACAUGCUAAUCUUUGUCUAGAAAAGAUAAAUGUUUUACAUAAACCUCCAUUUGAACACCCUAGUGCACACAUAGAUCCUAGUGGCAGGCUUAAGGUUGGCUAUAUCAGCUCCGAUUUCUGUAAUCAUCCGACAUCACAUCUAAUGCAAAGUAUUCCUGGAAUGCACGACAAGAGGGAAGUUGAGAUAUUCUGUUACUCCUUAAGUCCAGAUGAUGGAACAACCUUCAGAAACAAGAUUGCUAGUGAAGCUGAACAUUUCAUUGAUCUAUCACAGGUGCCAUGUAAUGGUAAAGCUGCGGACAGGAUAUAUGCAGAUGGUAUCCAAAUUCUUGUAAACAUGAAUGGUUACACAAAAGGAGCUAGAAAUGAAUUAUUUGCUCUGAAGGCAGCUCCUAUACAGGUGAUGUGGCUUGGAUAUCCAGGUACAAGUGGCGCUUCAUUUAUGGAUUAUAUUUUAACUGAUGAAGUGACAUCACCGAUACAUUUAGAAGAUCAAUAUUCUGAGAAGUUAGCCUUUAUGGACAAUACAUUUUUUAUUGGAGAUCAUCAGCAAAUGUUCCCUCAUAUCAAGAACAAGAUACUUAUAGAGUCAAAUGGCAAAGUAUCAGAUAACAAUAUCAUAUUGAAUGGCGUAGAUCUGGAACCUCUCAAAAGAACGGGAGAUGUUAAGAGAGUAGUAUAUGAGGCUGAACAUGGAGAGACAACAGAUGAUGAAGAUGGAUCACCUGCCAAGGUCACAUUUGACAUCAUGGAUUUACCUGUACAAACUAUUCUCCAAACCAUGAUCCAGACAGGACUGUCUCAUUCUAUGAUUAAUGAUAUUGUGAUCCAGAAUGGUGUUACAACAAACCAAACAAACAAUAAGGCUGCCACCGGAGAGGAAAUACCACAGAACAUCAUUAUUAGUGCUCGUAGUCAGUACAGUUUACCAGACGAUGCUGUUGUGUACUGUAACUUUAACCAGUUAUACAAGAUAGAUCCAGCUACACUGGACAUGUGGAUAGAGAUUCUUAAGAAUGUUCCUGACAGUAUAUUAUGGUUAUUGCGGUUUCCAGCUGUUGGUGAAGCUAAUGUUGUCAAGAGAGCAACAGCUAGUGGUUUGAAUGCUGACAGGAUUGUUUUCUCCCAUGUUGCUCCAAAGGAGGAGCAUGUACGAAGAGGUCAGUUGGCUGAUGUAUGUCUCGAUACACCAUUGUGUAAUGGUCAUACAACAGGCAUGGAUGUAUUAUGGGCAGGAACACCUAUGAUUACAUUACCAGGUGAAACACUGGCUUCCAGAGUAGCAUCAUCUCAGCUGCAUGCAUUAGGAUGUUCUGAAUUAGUAGCAAAAAACACAGAAGAUUACAUCAAAAUAGCAACAAAACUUGGUGCAGAACCUCAAUAUUUGAGGAGGAUGAGAGCUAAAGUUUGGAAGGGUAGAACAGCAAGUCCCUUGUUUAGCAUAAGGCAGUAUGCUCACAGUAUGGAGAAAUUAUUUAAAGAAAUGUGGAGAAAAUAUGAAAAUGGAGAGGAAGUAGAUCAUAUCACUAAUACGUAAAUUUGAAGUGUUUCAUGACAUUGAAAGUGCUUUGUGUCUGUGUCCUGAACAAUGUGACAUUGUAUAUAUUUCAGUGUUCAUACCCCCCUGAAUGGAUAGUUUUUUAAAAUUCAGUGUACUUUAAUGUGUAAAUAAGUGUGCUCAUCAAUUCAUUACACAUGUACAGAUUGUAUAGACAUUCAUUUAAUCAUUGUAUAUACCAGAAAUGUUAGUUUUCACUUUCUAUCAUAAUUUGAUUUUUUGAUUUUUUACAAAAGUCAAGAAAAUUAGAUGUUUGAAUAGAUGUUUUAUAACAAGAUUAGUAUUAAGCUAAUGUUUGCAGAGAGUUUAUUUGUUCAAUAGUUUAACCCAAAAAGAAAAUAUUAUAGACCUAUUUCUAGUUCAUUUGAGGCAAAUUUGGCAUGCAUGAUAGUAUGAUUAUUAAUUAAGCAUUGAAAUGACAAGUCUUGGAAAUUGUUGACAAACAUUUUAUUAUGCAAUAGUUGUUAUUUUAUUGUGCACAUUUUAGCUAGUAAUUGUACAUAAAGGGAAAUACAAUUUUCCUGUGCCUGAUGUAGAUGUUAAGUGGGAAGUUUUUAUCAGAAUGCUUGGCAUUAUAUUUAUUGUUAUACCUUAUUUAUUGAAGGAUGAACGAUCACUGUCUGCAGAAUAUAAACAACAAAAACCAAAACAAAAA
Mytilus californianus (California mussel) is the source of this 4611-nucleotide messenger RNA. RefSeq names its product UDP-N-acetylglucosamine--peptide N-acetylglucosaminyltransferase 110 kDa subunit-like. Gene Ontology annotation, molecular function: protein binding; protein N-acetylglucosaminyltransferase activity. The transcript is spliced from 18 exons. NCBI's taxonomy places the organism in Eukaryota, Metazoa, Mollusca, Bivalvia, Mytilida, Mytilidae. The record is from RefSeq and is a predicted model, not a curated record. Gene Ontology annotation, biological process: protein O-linked glycosylation. The coding region runs from base 1350 to 3935 and encodes 861 amino acids.